This is a messenger RNA of Drosophila rhopaloa, 1020 nucleotides long. RefSeq lists its product as uncharacterized. Lineage: Eukaryota; Metazoa; Arthropoda; Insecta; Diptera; Drosophilidae. The transcript is spliced from 2 exons. The record is from RefSeq and is a predicted model, not a curated record. The coding region runs from base 87 to 947 and encodes 286 amino acids.
UUCCAAAGGCGCUAGCAAUUUAGUUUGUUGUUAGAGUUUCUUUCAGUUUCCUCUAGUUGUUUUUUGGAUUGAAAAAUCCCCAAGCCAUGGAUGAUUAUGGCGUCUUCGAUUACAAGCGCCCUGCCAGCGCUACGGAUCCCGAUUGGAGGAGUUCGUACUAUCACGGGCAUCGUCACAUCACGGACCUUAGGAUGGAUAAUAAGUUAAAUCCCAAAUUUGCGGACAAGAGCAUUUAUGUAAGAGAUCCUCUGCUGUCGCAGAAACCGACUUCAGAAUGCAUGGCCAAUUAUGUGUGGCAGUACGGCAAUCCCAACACCCUGAGGAAUCCCUCGCUCAACAUGAAAACGCAGUACAUGAAGCCAUUCGAGGAGGGCUGUCUUCGCUUUGUGAAGCGGAAGAUGAAGCCCAUCUCGAGUGUCAGUCAUGACUCUUUUGUUCUCAAAGAACUGCCCGAGGAGCAGGAGAUUCUGCCGAUCACAAUGCCAACUCCCGUGGCAGCCACCAAACUUAUCAUCGACCGUUCGGAGGCGUCGUACAGCAAGUACCUGGACCCCUCAUCCACCACCUACAAUCUCUCCUAUGUUCGCUUGAGUCCCGAGGAUUUAUGUGGCGGAGUAGCGGCCCACGACAAUAUAACAUUCUGGAAUUGGUCGGAGAAGAUGCCGCCCACGCGGAAGGUGUCCCGCGAAGUGGAUCCCACGAUGUGCGACGAGGGCUCAAAACAGCUCUGUCCCAAGCGGCGCGAGUUCCAGAAUCUCAAAAAACCAGUGCCCCAUUCGGGAAUGGUCACCGAGGUUCGCGCUAACUUCACGGAUCCGCAGUUCCGAAGAGUGGAAUUCGAUCCAGACGUUAAGCCGAUUCUGGUGCACACGGAAGUUAUUCCGUUUUCCAAGAGAAGCGAGUACGCAAUCUACGGAUCGGGUGAACCCGUUAUUAAGUAUGUUUAGUUUUGUCUUUGAAUAGUUUCGACUUUACUUUCAGCUAAAUUUAUGUUAGCAAAAUAAAGAACAUGGUCACUAA